CUAGGUCCUUCAGAUUUGAGGGGACUGGCUUCUGGAUCCUACUCAAUCUUGCUGUAACGCUACGGCACGUUAUUCGGCCGUUCUUACGCCGCCGAUCAACCUCAUCCCUUCCUUUUCGUGUUUCUUCGCGCGUACUUCGUCUCGACGAAUCCAUCUUGAAGAUCUCUCCCUUUCCCUUUCAGUUCUUAGUGUUUUCCCUCACCUUCCCCAAAACUCUGGCCAUCUUGGACGCCGCAAGGAUGUCGGGCCUAGCACUUCUUAUUGCGAACACGGUGUUGAGCGGCAUCUUCAUCGUGCCGCUCCUCGUCAUAUGGGGCUUAAGCCUGUUCCUCGUCAGGCGUAGGGGCGACCCCGCUCGGAUCGGUUUCGCUUGGUUGAAGCUCCUCUUUCCCCUCGUCAUCAUAACUUUAACACUCUAUGUUGUCUCAAACGCCUUCUCUAUCCUGGAAAGUCAGACCUACAAUUCCAAAGACUUCUACCAAGCUUUCCGCGUCCAACUUCGCACCAGCGUGGCGGCAUACUUGUUCGAGCGCUGGUCCGACAUCGCGUUCUGCAUCACCCAGGUCGAAAUCGGCAUCGGCUUCCUCUACAUCCUCGCGGGGACCCGGGAUGGCCUCCAGAGGGCUGUCCGGUAUGCCACCUUCGGCUUCGGCUUCGUCAUCUUCAUCCUUAGCAUCGCCUAUUUCGCUAGGUUGAACGUCAUUUAUAACACUUACUUCGCCUACGUUGAGAGUCCGGCCCGUCAAUCAUCUGCCGGCUUGGACUAUUACGAACGCAAGUUCCUCGUGAUGCGCCAUCUUGGCGCCUCCAUGGGCAUCCUGGUUUGGAUCGCGUCCUUGUUGAUCCUCGCAUUCGCAUCUGUCGUCGUCCACAAAGUCAGGGGGCAUCCCUCUCUCCGCGAGUCCUCUGUCAUCUUGCUCGUCACCGCCAUCUUGUACUUCAUCCGAUCCCUGUAUAUCCUCGUCGCCACCGCUCUAUGGGUCCUGGGGACGGAACGCCAAUCCAAAGCCAUCGACAUCAUCGACCCGCUGCUCAGCAUCUGGCCCUUCUUCGUGCUGCUGGUCCUGCUCUUCGUGCUCGGCGUCCGCAGGCGCAAGGGUCUCUGGACGACCCAGCAGAAUUGGAUGAACGGCGCCGCGCCCGGCCAGCAACCCUACCCCCCCGGAGGCUUGUAUGCGCCGCCACCGCCGCAGAUGGGAUACCAGGCCCAAUAUCCCGGCCAGCCGAUGCAGUACCCGGCCCAGUACCCGCCCCAAUACCAGCAGCAACCGCCAAUGGGCGGCGCGUACCCGCAGCAGUACGGCCCUCAGGAGGUCUCGGCGCCGCAUGUGCAGGACCCUAGGCUGGCUGCGCAGGAGCUUCCGCCUGGUUUGCCUACUGAAAUGAAGUGAAGUGGAGGGGAGUCGGACGGAAAAUGUCGCCUUUCUCUCCUUCUUUUCUCUGCCUCUUUCUACGCCGUGAGAUAUACCAUAGGGAUAAAUGUUCUGCAUGCAGCAGGGGGUAAGCGCUUGGAUAUAAUAUUGUGCAAAGGUACAAAAAGUGUAUAUGAGAUAUAUGAUACCACCGUCUGCUUGAAAUCUAGUUCUAUAUAUC
Molecule: messenger RNA, 1593 nt
Organism: Phialemonium atrogriseum
Lineage: Eukaryota; Fungi; Ascomycota; Sordariomycetes; Cephalothecales; Cephalothecaceae
Exons: 3
Coding region: 240-1391 (383 amino acids)
Source: RefSeq, a predicted model, not a curated record